AUGAAAAGUUAUUUAGUUAUUCUCCUGUUGGCAAGUGUCGGAGCUACUAGCGAAGACAUAAAUGCCAAUGAAAUUAAAAGGCGCAUGAAACUCAUUGGUGGAAUUCCAAGUUACGGGAUAACAAAUUAUCCGUUAAAAGUAAAUGAAAAACCUGAUGGAAACGAUGGCGUUAAUUAUUCCGAACCUGAAUUGUUAUUACAAUACAAUUCCACCUCUAAUUUCAAUCCGAAAGGAAUGGGACAUUUGUAUUUUGUUACGAGAUUAUUCAUGAGCAUAAUACAACCCACGAAUGGGAGUUUUCCCGAUGGCAAGAUAAUUUUUUAUCCCUUUGGGUUUAAACGUUCUGGUAAAUUACCUGUAACCCUUAAUGAUUCAGUUGAAAUAUUUUUAUUCGUUGGUCUCUAA
Messenger RNA from Pediculus humanus corporis (human body louse), 405 nucleotides. RefSeq lists its product as uncharacterized. NCBI's taxonomy places the organism in Eukaryota, Metazoa, Arthropoda, Insecta, Psocodea, Pediculidae. The transcript is spliced from 2 exons. The coding region runs from base 1 to 405 and encodes 134 amino acids. The record is from RefSeq and is a predicted model, not a curated record.